UGUCAGCAAGAUAUAAAAAACACAGGCAAACUUGCGAUCACUACAUUCUACCAACAACUUCCCGCUUAGACAAGCAAAAUAUUACCGCAACUUCUACUUGUCAGGAGCGACAAUAAUAAGCUGGCAGAAUGUCCUCAAUUUUGAAUCAACGUAAGCAGCAGUCGAGGACCAAGGUGGACAUGCCAUCUACGGCGAGAGAGGCAGGGCUUGUGAAUACCAGACGGGAGAUGGCAACGGAACGAGAGUACCGCAGACGCCAGAGACUCAACCGAGCAUUCAGUGCACUGGCCACCUGUAUUCCACCGCGAUUCUUGGGCAAGGGGACCAAAUUUGAGGUACUGUGUGGAGCUAUCAGUUACAUUGACGAACUUGUGGAUUUCAUAGUACAACACCAUGUAACAUCUACCUUAAUCCAAGAGUGGACUCCUGCGGGACAAGAGGGGGCGUCUCAGGGUGAGGUGCGAGAAGACGGGAAUCAAAGACAACACAGCAAAGGUACACUGUAAAACACCUAGUAAAAUUUGAAUUGAAAACAGUCAAACUGACUACAGCGGCGCGGUCAGCUGCGUGCAGGUUUGACUAUUUUUGGUCAUAUUUAACUACUGUGUUUUAAGAGUGUAACUGUAAGAGAACAACGAGAUUGACUGACAAACGAAUGCCAGUCUUGACGUUUUGUACGCCUGCAAAAUGGCAUCGAAGACGAAGUCAAGGGUGCCCAUUACCACCCGAAAGCCGUACGAGGAACUUAUGGUACCAUAAUAACCUGUAUUUACAUGUAUUCUAUAAUUAAGAACGUUCUCACAUUUCCUACACUUAUAUGAAACAAAGUAUUCAUUGUUGUUGCGUGAGAUUGUACUCGUUGUAGUGGUAAAAAGGGAACAUGGUCGUUUGCGGAGUAAAACGCUCAGGCGCGGUUCUAUUUUAUAAGAGAAUUGAUAUGACUAAUUUCCAUAAUUAAUAACUUUGAUGAGGGGUAUACAAAUAAAUUUGGCGAUUAAAUUAUUAGAGUAAAUAACACAGAGGUUCUGUCUGGGGAUGUUACUGAAAAACUGUUAAUUCAUAAAAUUCAGUUCUAUUAUUUACGCUUUUUCAUUGAGCUGUUAUUGGAGAUGGCUUUUCCUGGUGCCUACAAAUUUGUAAUAUAAAAGACUCCAAAUGGUUACCCAGAUUUGAAGCAGAUAUAUGGUAGUUUUGGGCAAUACUCAGCAGUUGAUUUUUUUCUUUAUAAUCAGAAAUGGUAUCAAAAACAUACAGCAGUUGAAUAUUGGGUUUUUUUGGUUCCCCCCCCCCAUUUUUAUCCCUGCGUAUUGGAACACACUGUCAUGUGUUUUAUUGUUUCUAAUGUGUGCUAUUGUAGAUAGGAUAGAUUCAUUUAAUAAUCAUGUCAGCUUUUGCUUUGGAAAUGUAUCAAAUGAUGACAUCGAUACUUGGCAGUAUAAUUUGAGAGGGAGGAGAACGAAGUGUAUGCGUGGGUAAGGCUCCAACUUUUAGUCCCCUCAAUUUGCAUUUUUUUUUUUACUGACAACAAGACAGGUUUAAAAAAUCGAAUUCCUGACAUUAAAAUAAUUCAUGUUAACAGCCACAUAAAAAAAAAAAUCAUUUCAUUUAUCUGAUUUUGCUCCGAUUAUAUAAGGGCCGUCUAAAUUCAUAUUCGGGACAAGUUCCAGACAAGUUGCAGACAUUGUAUCGGGUAUAAGUUGCAGGAUUCUGAACAACUUCCCCGCAAUAUUCCCGCAAUGAAGUUAUCAGUAUUAGCGAGUCAAGCAAUUGCUAAUGAAUAUUUCCCCAGAACAUGUCUGGGACAAAUGCAGAGCUUGUUCCGGACAAAGUGAAUGACUCUACCCACAACUUAUCCGGAACUCUUCCUGAAUAUGAAGUGAGACAAGCCCCAUUGUACUUUAGAAAUACAUCUGGAAAUUGAGCUGAAGGCUUGUACAUUGUUUAUUUAUUGUGCAGUAUUAGUCAGGAGGCAUUUUCUUUCUUGAAUUUCGCAGUCUUUCUGUGUUGUUUUAUUUAUUUUAUAAUGGAUUGCAUAAUCUCGGACGAUAAAAAACCCUUUUUUCGUCCGCUUAGGGACAGGUGAGACUUGUCAGUUCUGAAAGACUUAAUUGUCAAAACAGAAUGUGCGUAAAACUUAACUUUUAUUUGUGUAGAAUUAAACAAAAAUAAAAUUAGCUGGUUAAUUUAACUGUGUAGAUAAAAUUGUAUAAAUCUUAUCACAAAUUGUAGGCUGUCUUUUGGAAAAUAUAAAACCCCUUCCACUCCCCAGUGACACUACCCCUUUGACAUUGAUCAAUAUUUUGGUUUUGAAAGGCCCGAACCUCCCCUUCCCCAAACUAGCCCAAUUUAAAAUCUAAAUUAAAAAAAA
Messenger RNA from Patiria miniata (bat star), 2368 nucleotides. RefSeq lists its product as uncharacterized. The transcript has 3 exons. Gene Ontology annotation, molecular function: RNA polymerase II transcription regulatory region sequence-specific DNA binding; protein dimerization activity; DNA-binding transcription factor activity, RNA polymerase II-specific. The record is from RefSeq and is a predicted model, not a curated record. Gene Ontology annotation, biological process: developmental process; regulation of transcription by RNA polymerase II. The coding region runs from base 129 to 506 and encodes 125 amino acids. Lineage: Eukaryota; Metazoa; Echinodermata; Asteroidea; Valvatida; Asterinidae.